This is a messenger RNA of Drosophila serrata, 652 nucleotides long. RefSeq lists its product as uncharacterized. The record is from RefSeq and is a predicted model, not a curated record. Lineage: Eukaryota; Metazoa; Arthropoda; Insecta; Diptera; Drosophilidae.
UAACCUUUUGCAACUCCCUGGCUCAUUCAAAUCGAAGUUUUCAGACAACCAGGAACAGUGUGUUUAGAAAAAUUUUCCAAAAAACAUCAAACUUUCUGAUAAUUUCGUAGUAAAUUUCAAGUCAAAAUAUGUCGCGUCUUUCCCGGUCUCAAUUACCUGGACACAAUAUCGGCACCAGACCCUCUCAGACGGAUGACGAUAAGCUUGCCGAACGCAACUCCAUGACUUUGGUUCGCUGCUUGGCCCAGAACGCUCUGCUCAGGGAGGAGCUGGUGGAGUCUACGGCCCUGAUGCGAGCGAUGCGCAAGUUGAUUCUUAGAAUGGCCGCUAAUCAGCGCAGGACCCUCCUCGACCUGAAGGACAUUCAGGAGGCUUUCGAGAGACGCAAGGCAGUCCGGUCUGCCAGAUUCGGCCCAUCGAGAUCGGUUGUACGUCCUCGCUGGUCUGUUCUCCUGUCGUUCCUUGGCUGGGUACGUGAUGGUGCCGCAGUGAUGGUCUCGAUCGCACCGCGGUGGAUCAAUUUCCUCCUUUUUGACCAAGCUCGUAGAUUGAAUAACUCAAGCUUUUAAGACCACUUGCACUUGCUUCAUACAAUUGGCUAUCUCUUAUGUACCAUAAAGCAAAUAACAUACAAACAUAAUUAGGCAUAAAA